UCCGCAUUGAGGCCUCGGCCAGAAGGAAGAUGUGAAAAAUUUSUGAAAAGAGAACGAAGAUGAGUGGUCUUGGAUUUUCWGCGAAAGUUCGCAUUUCUCCAAUUGGUUUCAUAGUUAUUGGACUGUGUGGACUAGCAGCGAUAUAUUAUUUUACUGGCCAUACUAGUUAUGUAGACUCUAGUCAAACAGUUUCGAUGAAACAGCUUCUUGCUGCGGCCAUUGACUUGGCUCAAAACGGUGGUGAUGCAGUGCGAUUUAUCAAGGAGGAUGACAAACUACAGAAAAAGAGCAAAGGUAAAACAAAAGAGGGUGUAGAUGACCCUGUUACCCAAGGUGACAUGCUAUCACACCGUGCAAUCGUCCAUGGGUUUGAGAAGGCAUUUCCMAGCAUCCGYGUGGUAUCAGAAGAGAAUGACAAGGCAAAUGUUGAUGCUAGUCUUGUUAAGCUCCCUAAGACAUCACCAGUAAUGUUGAAUAAGCAUUUAGACAACUUGGAAGAUGAUUUUGUACCUUUUAACAAAAUUCUHAUCUGGGUUGACCCACUUGAUGCUACAAAAGAGUACACAGAAGAUUUAUUGCAAUAUGUCACAACUAUGGUGUGUAUAGUGGUCAAUGGAAUACCAGUUGCGGGAGUUAUUCACAGUCCAUUUCUGAAGAAGACUUCCUGGGCUUGGGUUGGCCAUGGAAGCUCACCAGACUUGAAGAAAACUGACAAGUCUUCUGAGCUGCCACUUGAAUCUCCAAAGAUUAUAGUUUCUUUAUCUCAUGCUGGUGAAGUUAACAGAACUUUAGUUAAAGCGUUUGGUAAAAAUGUUCAAAUAAUAAGGGCUGGAGGUGCAGGGUAUAAAGUACUUGCUUUACACGAUCAUAAGGCAGAUGCAUAUGUGCAUUUAACAUUUAUCAAGAAGUGGGAUCUGUGUGCUGGAGAUGYGCUUUUAAGAGCGAAGAAUGGCAAGAUGACAACACUUGAUGGCAAUGCGAUUGAYUAUGGCAAUCCUAAGGASAUCUUGAUCAAAAAAGGUCUUCUUGCAUCUUUAUCAAAUCAUCAUGAAUUUCAGGAAAAACUUCAAUGGGUCUCCAAUAAAAAGGAUUAGAAAAAAGCUAUUACUAAAAGCUAAUACACAAUUUGUAUGGUAUUUUUUAAUCUUGAAAACAUUAGCCUGUGUACAUCUGUUUCUCUUCCCUCACAAAAAAUCGAGGGUUUCUGUUUGCAAUGUACUCUCUUUUUAAACUGGAUACCCUUUCUAGGUCAGCUUUGUAUAUUUGUAAAUUUAACUGGUAUAUUUCUUUACAUGAACAAACUGCUUGAAUGUAUUCACCUAAUUCAAAAAACGUUGAGGAGAACAGCGAUUGUCGAAAGGGAGAUUGGCACAAAAUAUCAGUUAUUGGAUUUGCUGUGCAUAGAAGUGGUGACAAAAUGGAGCCAAUGUCCACUUUACAGUAGUAUAAAUCAAUUAUUAUUUCUCAUCAAUUCGUAAAAAAAAAUUCUAUUCUCAGUAGUGCAGUUACCCUUCGACAGUUGACAUUCACCAUUUUAUCCUACAACCGUUUUUGAAAUAGGUAUAUAGAUUGCAAUUGUUAGUCCUUCAUGAUAGAUAGCUUUUUGUUGCUUGUGAGAAAAAUCAUGAAGUAAAAACAGGACUUGCUCGGAUUCUAAGUUGUCAAGAAUUGAAACAAAUGUAAAAUUUGCCACUACAGUGCAUGUUUGCAUGACAUAUUUUUCUUGAAGGGAAUAUUUUAAUUAUCAGCCAUAUUGAACAUCAUACUUUUUUUUUCAUUAUUGGCCGGGACAAGGCAUUGUUAUUUAUUACAUAGAAAUGUUUAAUGAGGUACUGAAGCAAAAAUUAUCAUAAAUUAUUGGUGAAGGGAAAAGGAAUUGAAAAGAUGUGCUCAAUAAUCUUGGCCAAGUCCAAUUUGUUGUGAGUCCAUAGAUGGAGUAAAUACAAAUAAUCAAAAUAGGUGAUAAAAGUGACACAAAUUCCUAUU
Molecule: messenger RNA, 1986 nt
Organism: Exaiptasia diaphana
Lineage: Eukaryota; Metazoa; Cnidaria; Anthozoa; Actiniaria; Aiptasiidae
Product: inositol monophosphatase 3
Exons: 2
Coding region: 60-1094 (344 amino acids)
Cellular component (GO): endomembrane system
Molecular function (GO): 3'-nucleotidase activity
Source: RefSeq, a predicted model, not a curated record